AUGGAUGACCCGGGCGAAGGUGGCGGAGGCUCUCCAAGACUUCCCCCAGACGGCCAGGGCGGUGCUGAGCCUGUGCGAGGGAAUGACGGAUCACCGGAUAGUGGCAUAUUUGUGCCGCAACUAUCACCAGAAGAGGACGAGCAAACCGCCUCCCCUGAGCAGGAGCGAGAGGUCUCGCAACCAGGCUCCUCCAGAGAAACCCCCAUGGUCAUUGAUGACGAUGAGCAUGUUGAGGAAGCUCCGUCCGAGCGCCCAGAGGGGUCUCAGCCGCCCGAGGACGAGCCUGCCCCAGACCAAGACGAAAGCGAUCAGGAGGGUGGAGAAAGCGAGUCUGAAAGCGAGGAGGCUGAGGACCCAGCCGAGUAUGAAAUCCUAGCUGCAUGCCUGGGGGCCCAAUGCCAACAGCAGUGUGAUCAGAUUGCACAGACAAUACGUCUGAAGAAUCGAACCAACAAAGAUCUCCGGCGCACGCUCAAGCAGAAGAGGCGCAGGAUUAGAUUCCUGGAUGGAAAGAUCACGCUGUUGGCCCGACAGGUUCGCCUGCUUGGAGGUGUACCUGUCUACGGAGCAAGACGAAGAGCCACUCAGCGCCGCCCAAAUGCUUCCACCCCGCGUGGCAUGAACCGUUGGCAGGAACUGCUCAGACGCUCCAUUGACGGCAAUGAAUCUUACAACAGGGCAUGGAAGAGUAGUCAACAAACUCUGAACAUGCCUAUCGACAAUAGCAAAACACAUCCUGGCAUCAGGUUCGUCGCCCAUGCCAAUGCUGAGGAUGAAGAGCCUGAGGAUGAACAGUCCGAGGGUGACGAGCUCGAGAACGAGCCCGCUGAGGGUUCUCUCGUCAGGGCAAGAUGGCCUGCGGACUCGGAGUUGCCCGACAAUGUGUUGUUUUGCAUAUUGGAGCAUCUCCUCUUCUACGACCAACAAAUGUGUCACUGCAUCUCCAGGCUUGACUAUCACGAACCGCCUGUCAGUUUUCCAACACGAGAGGAGCUGGGUAACUCACGUACUGGACUUAAAGGACGGUUCUACUUUUCAAGCUUUCAAAGAACGCCGGUUUCCCUCACGCAUGACACACUGGACCCAAACGUCGUGCUCGCUCCAUCCUUGGUGUGCCGCCGGUGGGCCUUUUACUCAUUGAACAUAUUCUUUGGACGCAACACGUUCAGCUUCAGUUCGUUGGUAAGUCCUUGCGAUAUUUAUAACAGCACACCACUUCGGGGCUUGCAGCACAUGGCUAACACGCCCCAGGGUGAGUUUGGCAGAGCCAUGACCGGCUGGAAAUCAUCCAGAAUCGCAAUCAUCCAAAAUAUCGAGCUCGCAUGGUUAGGUGGAAGGGUAGUCCGCUUCAGUGAAUCGACUGGGGAACGCCGGGACGCGCGGACUCAACCACUGUCGUGGUUUUGCGAGUUGGCUAACUUGAAAACAUUGGUGAUCCACAUUGAAGAGGCGAAUAGGAAAGUCAUCAGGCGAUCCUACGAGUCCGAGAAUUGGAAGGAAUACCAGAGGAAAAAUAUGGCAGGCAAAUGCCAAGGCAGAAUGACAAGAGCCCUGCGCUGUUGUCGAGGCAUGGAUUUCAUCACGCUUAUGCGGGGACUUUCAUGGGUUCGCGUUUUUGAUUUGGACAAGCAGCUCAAGAUGGUUCCUCGAGAUGAAGCCGCCAUCAGAGACCAGAGUUUCAGAAUCGACGUUGAGCGCGCUGUGACUCAAGCCAAGCGACCAUCGGCAGCAGCUAAAGCACGCCCUGAGAGGCUUGACGCGCUGUUCCCCGUCCGCCGGCACGUUUGGAACCCAGAAGACGAGGACUUCCAGCGCGUGUGUGUCAUUUUCGACGAGCACACUGGAUAUUCUCCAAGGGAAAAUGAUUUGGACGCCGACGCCGACUCCUCUGAGGGGACAAUCGUGCCGAGCGAGUCCGACUCGUCUGGCGAUUCUGAGGGAGACGACUCUGAAUCUUCUGGGAGCCCACCUCCACUCAGACGCCGUCAAUUCACACCUGCACGCAGAGAUAAUUCCAGGGAAGACGAAGGGCUCAGCGAGUCUGGGGAUGAAAACCAUCAUUCUGGCAGCGACAGCGGCGAUUCUGACAACGAUUCUGACAACGAUUCUGACAACGAUUCUGACAACGAGUCUGACAAUGAUUCCGACAACGGGUCCCUUUCGACCAGGAGAAGGAGGCGCCUCGUGCAAUAUCGCCGGCAGUCGACAGUGUCAGAAAGCUAUUCUGAUGUGAAUCCUCGCAGAGCUCAGAGUGAAGGAGGAACAGUCUCCCAUACAUCAGAGAUCAUUGAUAUCUCAAGCGAACAUGAAGAGAGAACACCAUUGCCUCUCGGGCUCAGGGACCGAUCGUCAUCCGGCAUGUUUGUCACCUCAUGUGAGCGCUCCACGGGCACGCCGGAUCUUCUAGGGCGCUCUUCAAGUACGAUGCAACGACGCGCGUCCAGCGCACCCCGUCCUGGCUCUUCGCUUCAUAACACCGUCGAUCUCACUCAAGAGGAAAGCGACAAGGAAGAUGGCGAGGAGGGUGUCGACAAGGAGGGUGUCGACAAGGAGGCGAAAGAAGAGGACACCGCGGCCAACGAAACUGGCGGAGAUGCACGUGCCCAGCUGAUGCCUAGGAGGAAACGCAGCCGACGGGUGACGAGUUCUCCCAGUGAGGAUGAACAUCACGGUGAACCAAAGAGGCACAAGUCGGUCCCACAGGACUGGCACUUCCCUUCCCAGAUCAUACGGUGA
Diaporthe batatas is the source of this 2736-nucleotide messenger RNA. RefSeq lists its product as uncharacterized. The transcript has a single exon. The record is from RefSeq and is a predicted model, not a curated record. Bases 1 to 2736 code for a protein of 911 amino acids. Lineage: Eukaryota; Fungi; Ascomycota; Sordariomycetes; Diaporthales; Diaporthaceae.